AUGAGCAGAGCUGGGCCAAGUCCCACAGCAGACCCGGGGAGAAAGCUCCAGCCCCUCCCAGCCGCCGCGUCCCGCAGCAGCCCCGGGGCGGCGGCGCCGGGCACGGAGCGGUCCCGGUGCGACCGCGGCGCAUCCCCGAGCCCGCCCGGCUCGGCCGCCCUCGCUGAGCGCCCCGAGCGGAGGAGGGCGGCGGGGUGGGACCCGCGGGGCUGCGGGCUCCGGCACGGGCUGGCCCGGUGUCCCACGGCAGCAGGGACACGGGAGCCGGGAGCUGCCAGCAGCAGAGGGCAGCCGGGCUCCGGGCUCCCGCGGCACCGGGGCGGCCCCGGCGGGGGCGGCCCCGGGCGCGCCCGGUUAAAAGGCGGCACGGGCGGCGCGGUGGAGGCACAGCGAGCUGGGGCAGGACGGGACCGGGCGCUGGGAUCUGCUCUCCCUUCAGGUGCAAAGAUGGGGUGCUUCACCUUUAUCAAGGUCAUGAUGAUCCUCUUCAACCUGGCCAUCUUUCUCGUGCCUACCUGGAAGCUGACAUUGCCUUUCUCCUCCCAGCUCAGUGGCGGGACCCUCCUGGGAGUUGGCAUCUGGGUCAAAGUGGACGGAGAGUCAUUCCUGAAAAUAUUUGGGACGCUCUCCUCUAGCAUCCUCCAGGUUGUGAAUGUGGCUUAUCUCCUCAUCGUCAUUGGUGCCAUCCUGCUGGUGAUCGGCUUCCUUGGGUGCUACGGUGCCCAGAAGGAGAGCAAAUGUCUCCUGAUGAUGUUCUUCUCAGUGGUGCUGAUCAUCUUCAUUGCUGAAGUUGCUGCUGCCGUGGUGGCUCUGAUCUUCACAGGUCUUGCAGAGACGUUACUGACAGGUCUGGUGACCCCGCUCCUGAAGGAGAAGUAUGGGAAUGAUCCCACAUUCUCAGAGAUCUGGAAUAUCACCAUGACAGAGGUUCACUGCUGUGGCCUGAAUAAUUACACAGACUUCAACAACUCCUACUUUUAUGAUACAUACCACGGCUACCCCGGGCAGUGCUGUGGCAUAGGGGCCACCAACCCCUGCAACAGCACGGUGGCUGCAGAAAUGGCUGUCAAGGGCUGUUUCAAACAGAUCUUGGAAGAAAUCAGGACCAAUGCAGGAGUGGCGGGCGGCGUGGCAGCCGGCAUCGCUGCCCUGGAGAUUGCCUCCAUGGCAGUUUCCAUGUACCUGUACUGUCGGCUGGAUGAGAAGUGACCCCCUGAGGCAGGAGGAUGACCUGCC
Messenger RNA from Lonchura striata (white-rumped munia), 1236 nucleotides. The record is from RefSeq and is a predicted model, not a curated record. Lineage: Eukaryota; Metazoa; Chordata; Aves; Passeriformes; Estrildidae.